CUUCAGCUUCGUCUUUCGAGAUUAGAAAACACUUGUAGUAUCGCAUAGCGAUCGCCAUUCUGCACUAUCUUUUAGUUUAGUUUUUUUUUUUUUUUUUUGUAGGUAGGUUGGUAAUUUACCCGAUCACUCGCCACACUUUAACGAUCAUUCGCAUUUUAGUGCUCUGCCAGACUGCACUCGUCCAUAUCGCUCGUGUAUUGGCGUUGUAUCUUUUACUCGGUAAUUAAUAGAUAAGCUUAAACAAUGCCUAAAAGGAAAGGAAGUGAUCAUAAUUAUGAAGUUUUGUUGAAAAAGUUAAGGAAGAUUGAAAAUAAAAUACGUCAAUGUGAUGGACAAACAACACCUGCUCGCCGUUCUAGGCGUGUCAGAGUGCUUUCCAGUUCGUCUUCCUCGUCGCGGGAAUCACCAGGUCAACAAGUUGAUACCGUUAACAACGAGAUUUCUCCAUGCCACGCCGAAUCGGAUUUGGAACCAGCGACGACAGACCAGGGCACGGUGGCAGACCAGGGCGCGAUGAGUCCGUCAAACAUUCCACAAGAAAAUGCUCGCCUGGAACCCACCGUAUGUUCGGAAGAUAUCAUACCCGAAAAUUCCGAAAUAGAACUGGAUGACGAUAUACUGCAAAUUCUUGGAGUUGAUCCCACGCAAGUAAUAAUUUAUGGGAAAGAUAUACAAAAGGAAGUUGCAGUUCGUUUUGAGCAUACAGCAACGGCAGGAUUGUCCAAAGAUGAGCGUAAAGAAAUCAAUGAAAAAUUUCUUAUACCAGGGAACUGUAAGCUUAUCGGUGCGCCAGCUUUAAAUCUGGAAAUCAAAGCCGCUCUUUCUGAGACCAUAAUAAAACGCGAUAAAGCGAUAGAAGCAAAACAAAUCUGCUGGCAUCAGCAAUUUCAGGCCUCGGCGAGACGUAACUUUAUCCUCUACGCAGUCAAGAAGGAUAUGAAAGAGUCUCUCAUUAAUACGAAGAUUGACGAAUUUCUAUUCGGACAGAACCUAACUGAUACUCUAAAAGCUGCUAAAGCAAUUAACAAAUCUGGCGCAGAGUUAAAACCUCCUGCCCCUACACCAAAACCUAGUACAACGGCCGGAAUAUGCACACUCAAAUUACCCUGGCUGCAGCAAUAUUAUCAGGACAGCAUUCUUGAAAAGACAGGUCCCUUCAUCAACAUUAAACCUAAUGAUGAACUCUUUAUCACACAACUCAAUUAA
Molecule: messenger RNA, 1206 nt
Organism: Trichoplusia ni (cabbage looper)
Lineage: Eukaryota; Metazoa; Arthropoda; Insecta; Lepidoptera; Noctuidae
Exons: 4
Coding region: 244-1206 (320 amino acids)
Source: RefSeq, a predicted model, not a curated record